AUGAGGAAAGAGCUGAAACACGAAAUAAGUCGUGCUCGUGAAAACUAUUUAAAAAACUCGCUGUCCAAUCUAUCUUACGGAACUCAAAUUUGGAGUAAGCUAAAACACCUAGGCCUUGUAAAACGUACUACAUCUUCUCCUCUAAAUCAUUUUGAACCGUCUGACUUAAACGAACAUUUUGCAGCCAUGGUACGUCGACAUCCAGCAUGCGACCAACAAUUUGUAAAUUCACUUUUCCAAUUACAUAAAAGUAAAGUAAAUUCUUCAUUUACUUGGACUGAAAUAGAUAUAGUUGAUGUGACUAAAGCUCUACACUUGACUCUUCAAAAAUCUAAAGGGAAUAGUCCAGAUGGACUUGAUCUGAGAUGGUUAAAAAAUCACGUACCUCAAAUUACAAUCUUUCUUACAGCACUUUUUAAUCGGUCAUUAGACACUGGAGUUUUCCCUCAUACAUGGAAAGCAAUAUUUAUAAUACCCAUCAAUAAAUACGAUUUAAAAUUAUAUUGUAUGUUUAGUUUUGUUAAAGAUGUCGUUAAUACUUGA
Messenger RNA from Cotesia congregata, 543 nucleotides. The record is from the annotation of a GenBank genome assembly. Lineage: Eukaryota; Metazoa; Arthropoda; Insecta; Hymenoptera; Braconidae.